UGAUUUGUCUCCCUGACACACGGUCUACUUGAGGGAAGGCAGGAAAUCGAAGAAAAAUGAUCGUUGCUCUUGUGGUGCCUCGAAGAGGAUGAGACGAGCGGGAAGGGUAUGGAAUCAUGGAUGGCACAACCACCACACGCGGCGCAGCCCUGCAGCCAUUCGCAGGCACCACUUGAUUUGGCUACCGUUCGUCGAUGGCGAAUCCAACGUGGAAUGAUCGGACGACCGAACGGCGAUCAAUGGAAAGAGCAUAACACGUCAUCCGCCAUAAAAACCCUGUCCACCAAGCUUGACAGAGCCUGAAAGCCUUAUCUGUCCCCGGUUUCAGAUCAUCCGUUGAUAUUUGAGUACACUGGUUCAAUCUCUAGAUUUCAAGACAAAUUCUUUCUUUGGUAUUCAACAUAAUUAUCGAGCCGGUACCGUACGGUAUCUUUGUGUG
Closterium sp. NIES-67 is the source of this 439-nucleotide messenger RNA. The record is from the annotation of a GenBank genome assembly. NCBI's taxonomy places the organism in Eukaryota, Viridiplantae, Streptophyta, Zygnematophyceae, Desmidiales, Closteriaceae.